Messenger RNA from Dipodomys ordii (Ord's kangaroo rat), 1670 nucleotides. RefSeq names its product chromosome unknown open reading frame, human C14orf80 (gene Tedc1). The transcript has 9 exons. The record is from RefSeq and is a predicted model, not a curated record. Bases 1 to 1434 code for a protein of 477 amino acids. Lineage: Eukaryota; Metazoa; Chordata; Mammalia; Rodentia; Heteromyidae.
AUGCCCCGGUGGGCGUGGGCUGUCCCGGUCUCCCGCCCGGCCGCCGAGGCCCCCAUCCAGCUUGUGGCCAAGGUGGGGCGGCCUUGGGGAACUCGGCGAGCUAAGAUCUGCGGAAAGGGUGGGGGUCAGCGCCGGCCCGCCGCAGGGAGAGGCAGGGAGGAGCGGCCGUGCAGCCGUGGGCUGGGCAGCGCGGAUCCUGGAUCCCUGACUCCGGAUCCUGUCCCCGGGAUCCCAGGUCUCAGAUUCCGGGCCCCGCCCCCGGACCCCAGACCACCCCCCAUUCCGGAUCCCGCUCCCCUAGGGGUCCGAGAGGCCGCCCUGCCCCCCCCAGAAUCCGCCCUCCUCCCAGCCCCUGAAGGCGUGUCUUUGGGGCAGGAGCCUGAGGCCCAGGCCAGUGUGGUGAGGUCAGCGCUGCGCAUUCGGGGCUACCCACGCUCGCUGCCCGCACAGCCUCCUGAGGACGGCUCCCGGGGCAGCCGGGAGCUGCUGCUGGCCCUGUCCUGGCUCCUAGCCCGGGGCCCCCUGCUUGAGCAGCUGCUGGCCCAGGCCCGGGUACAGCUGGGUGACCCUGUGCCCCAGUGCCAGUGUGAGGCCCUGACUAGCUUUGGCCCACCUGAACCCCACGUGGAAGCAGAGGGCCCUGUGGACCUCCGCCAAGUGCAGUGGAUGCUGGGAAAGCUGCGGUUCCGGUGGCGGCAUCUGGUCUCCAGUCAGCAGGAGCAGUGUGCCCUCCUGAGCAAGAUCCACCUGUACACCCGGGGAUGCCACAGUGACCCGCGCCUCUGCCACUUGUCUGUAGCUGAGACAGAGCUGCUCAGGGACCCAGAGGGCGGCCGACAGCUGCUGUGGGCGCUGGAGCGUGAGAACGCACGCCUGGAAUCAGUGCUGGAGUGGCGGCGCCUGGAGCUGGUCUACUGGCAGUGGAUGGACACAGUCCUGGGUGCCUGUCCCGAGAGCCCCGCCAAGGCCUCGCAGCCGGCAGUCCCGCCUGUCACCUCCGGGCACAGGCUUGGUGAAUUGGAGCUGGCAGCGCAGGAACUGCGUUCCCUGCAGGAGGAGCUGCAGGAGCUGGUGGCGCUCCGGAGGGCGGCCUGGCAGGCCCAGGUUGAAGGCCUAGGCCGGGGCCCGGCAUGGAGUCCGUCUCGGAGGGCUUUGCAGAAGGCUGUGGCGCAGGAGUUGGAGGCCCUGUGGGUGUCUUGGGAGCCCUCUGGGGACUCUGCCCCGCCUCAAGGACCCCACCGCCUGGUGAGGACUGAGGAUGGGGCAGCAGGGGCCCCUGGCCUGCGAGCGGCCGAGGUGAUCGGGACGCUGAGGACGCAGGUGGCCUGUCUGGAGGCCACACUGCGCCGCCGGCGGGAGCGCUGCCGGCGGGAGCUGGCCAGGCUGGCCGGAGCCCUGCCCGGGCUCAUCUGGAUCCUGCCACCCGGACGCUGAGGGCCACGCUGUGCCCUGUGCAGGGGAGCCUGGGGGCAGACUCCAGGGCUGAUGCAGAGGUCGAGCCAUGCGCUCCCGGGCUGCGGCUCUGACUCAAGGAGCAAGCCCAGGAACUUGACUCACACUGUGGUUGCAGGCAGGUUGCCCCUCCUUGGAGGACCCGGAGGGGCCUAAAAUACAUGUGGCGGCCCUGUCUGCGGCCCAGCCCUCCACGGUGCUGUCAGGUUUCUGUUUUG